Bombina bombina (fire-bellied toad) is the source of this 2497-nucleotide messenger RNA. It is a transcript of the gene HSD17B4, whose product is annotated as hydroxysteroid 17-beta dehydrogenase 4. The record is from RefSeq and is a predicted model, not a curated record. The transcript has 25 exons. Gene Ontology annotation, molecular function: oxidoreductase activity. Lineage: Eukaryota; Metazoa; Chordata; Amphibia; Anura; Bombinatoridae. Bases 45 to 2246 code for a protein of 733 amino acids.
GGGUCACGGGUGUUCGGCUUGUGAAUAUUACUGGCGUGGCUGACAUGGACACCUUGCGUUUUGACGGGCGCGUUGUGCUGGUGACUGGAGCAGGGGGAGGAUUGGGAAGAACAUAUGCUCUGGCAUUUGCAGAAAGGGGAGCCUCUGUUGUAGUUAAUGAUUUAGGAGGUGACAUCAAAGGAGAUGGAAAAAGUACAUCAGCGGCUGACAAAGUAGUAGAAGAAAUAAAAGCAAAAGGAGGAAAAGCUGUAGCCAACUAUGAUUCCGUGGAAGCCGGAGAGAAACUUGUGCAGACUGCAUUAGAUGCAUUUGGGAGAAUAGAUAUUGUGAUAAAUAAUGCUGGAAUCUUAAGAGACCGAUCUUUUGCAAGAAUAAGUGAUGCUGACUGGGAUAUUAUUCAUAAAGUUCACUUGAGGGGGUCAUUCCAGGUCACCAGAGCGGCAUGGAAUCAUAUGAAAAAUCAGAAGUUUGGAAGAAUAAUAAUGACAUCCUCUGCUGCUGGCAUUUAUGGGAACUUUGGACAAGCAAAUUACAGUGCAGCAAAACUUGGGCUUGUGGGCCUUUCCAAUACACUUGCCAUUGAAGGAAAGAAAUAUAAUGUUCUUUGUAAUGCUAUCGCUCCUACUGCUGGUUCCAGACUCACUCAGACUGUUAUGCCACAAGAUCUUGUGGACGCUCUGAAACCUGAAUAUGUGGCUCCUCUUGUUUUAUGGCUUUGUCAUGAAAGUUGUCAGGAGAACGGCAGCUUGUUUGAGGUUGGUGCCGGAUGGAUUGGAAAAUUGCGUUGGGAACGAUCUAUUGGCUCCAUUAUCAGACAACAGAAUCGGCCGAUGACACCUGAAGGUGUUCGUGAUGAGUGGACAAAGAUCUGUGACUUUGAUAAUGCCACUAAACCAGAAACCAUACAAGAAUCUACCAGCACACUGUAUGAAGCGCUGUCUGCUAUUGAUUCUGGAAAGGGGAUUUCCAUGAAUCCUACAAGCCAGAGAACAUCAUCUUCCAGUAUUGAUCCUUCUCAGGCCAUUGGACAAAAACUGCCACCAACUGUGUUCAGCUACAGCCACGUGCAACCAGUUCUUUAUGCCCUUGGCGUGGGAAUGUCCACCAAGGAUCCAGAUCAUCUGAAAUUCCUUUAUGAAGGAAGUGAAGAUUUUUGCUGUUUACCGACAUUUGGUGUUAUUCUUUCUCAAGCUUCCCUUAUGGGUGGAGGACUUUCCUCAGUUCCAGGCCUUAGUAUUGAUUUUACUCGGUUAUUACACGGCGAGCAAUAUCUAGAAAUGUACAAGCCUAUACCGACUUCAGGUGAGAUGACAUCAGAGGCUACAGUGGCGGAUGUUCUUGAUAAAGGCUCAGGGGCUGUGAUUUUAUUGGAUGUGCACACUUACUGCGGCAAAGAACUUAUCUGUUACAACCAGUUUUCCGUGUUUGUGGUUGGAGCUGGAGGAUUUGGUGGAAAAAGAUCAUCAACCAAGGCUAAGGAAACUGCAAGCCCGCCUAAUCGCCCCCCAGAUGUGGUAGCAAGUGAUGUAACAACAUGUGAUCAGGCUGCUCUAUACCGUCUCAGUGGUGACUGGAAUCCUUUGCAUAUCGAUCCCAGCUUUGCUGCACUUGGAGGGUUUGAAAGGCCAAUCUUGCACGGACUCUGCUCUUUUGGAUUUUCUGCCCGACAUGUUUUGAAGCACUUUGCAGAUAAUGAUGUGACAAAGUUUAAAGCAAUAAAGGUGCGAUUUGCAAAGCCAGUUCUCCCAGGACAAACGCUUCAAACUGAAAUGUGGAAAGAAGGCAACAGAAUUUUCCUUCAAACAAAGGUUAAAGAGACAGGAGAAAUUGCAAUUGCAGGUGCAUAUGUAGAUCUGGCAGCAACUGUUAGUAAUCAAGAAUCCAUUCAGGACUCUGGACUCCAGAGUGAACUUGUGUUUGAGGAAAUCAGUCGUCGUAUUAAAGAUGUAGGAGAACAAAUGGUUAAGAAAGUAAACGCAGUCUUUCAGUGGGAUAUCACUAAAGGUGGAAAUACAGCUGCACAAUGGACAAUAGACUUAAAGAAUGGAUCUGGAGAAGUGUAUCGUGGCAAAGUACGCGGCCGUGCCGAUACCUUUUUUACUCUUUCAGAUCAAGAUUUCAUGGACCUGGUUCUGGGAAAACUCAAUCCACAAAAGGCCUUUUUUGCUGGCAAGCUCAAAGUGAAAGGCAAUAUCAUGCUGAGCCAAAAACUGGAAGUGAUACUGAAAGACUACGCAAAACUGUGACAACACUGCUACUUCGUUAACUCCCAGAGCUAGAAAACAAGAUGCAGUCUUCUCAAAUGAACAUAUGGGGUUCAGCAAUGAAGUACCAAAAAAAAACAACUAAUAAUUCUAACAAUUUUACAGUCUUGAUUAUAACACAAUUCUUUCUUUAACUUGUCUUUAUAUAGAAUGGCUGGAAUAAUAUCUGUCAUAAGGAUGUUACGGUUAUGGAUGUAAAUAACGGUUCUAAUAAAAAUGAUUUAAGAAACUGA